UCGAGCCAACCACCUCCUAAAAGCCAGAGAAAGCCCACCUCACCCGCUCUCCCUUCUCCUUGGUAUUACGGCUCCCUAGCUUCGCUCUCUUCCAGAGGACACCGCCGCCGCCAGAUGGCCAUCGUCACGGAAGGAGGUAACGCCAGCAGCGGCCACGGCGACGGCACCACCGCCCACAUGCCUCACGUCCUCAUGGUCUCCUUCCCCGCCCAAGGCCACCUCAACCCCCUGCUCCGCUUCGCCAAGCGCAUCGCCGCCAAGGGCCUCCUCGUCACCCUCUGCUCCACCCACGACAUCGGCCACCGGAUCUCCUCCUCCACCGCCAACUCCGCCCUCGGCGUCCCCGUUCCCAUCGGCCGUGGCUUCAUCCGCUUCGAGUUCUACUCCGACGACCUGCCCGUCGACGACCCCCGCCGCGACGACCUCGACGUCCUCAUGGCCGCCCUCCGAGCCACUGGCCCGCCGGCCAUAUCCGACCUCAUCCGCCGCCACGCCGACGCCGGCCGCCCGGUGUCCUGCAUCAUCAACAACCCCUUCGUGCCGUGGGCGCUCGACGUGGCCGCCGACAUGGGCAUCCCAAGCGGCGUCCUUUGGGUUCAGUCCUGCGCCGUCUUCAUCACCUACUACGGCUACUAUCACUCCCUGGCGAAGUUCCCCACCGAGGACGACCCCCACGUCACCGUGAAUCUGCCAGGCCUGCCGCCGCUCGAGGAGGGCGAGAUACCCACCUUCCUUCAUCCUUCCUCUCCCUACAAGAUGCUGAAGAAGGUGAUCCUGGAGCAGUUCCACAACAUCUCCAAGGCGUCGUGGGUGUUCGCAAACUCCUUCCAAGAGCUGGAGCGCGACGCCAUCGACGCCAUCUCCCACCGGCUGCCCAUCAUACCCGUGGGGCCGCUGGUGGAGCCGGACCAAAACUCGCAGCGCUCCGACAUCCGGAGCGACAUCUUCGAGGUGGCCGACUGCACGGAGUGGCUGGAGUCGCAGGCGCCGCGCUCCGUCGUGUACGUGUCGGUGGGUAGCGUGGUGGUGCUGAGCAAGGAGGAGACGGCGGAGCUGGCGUGGGGGCUCAGCGACUGCGGCCGGCCCUUCCUGUGGGUGGUGCGGGGCGACAAGCAUGCGCUGCUGCCGGAGGGCUUCCUCGAGUCGGUCGGCGAUCGGGGGCUGGUGGUGGGGUGGAGCCCCCAGGACCGCGUACUCACGCACCCCGCCAUCGCCUGCUUCGUGACCCACUGCGGGUGGAACUCGACGCUGGAGGCGCUGACGGCAGGCGUGCCGCUGGUGACGUACCCGCAGUGGGGUGACCAGGUACCGAACUCCAAGUUCCUGGUGGAGGCGUACGGCGUCGGGGUGCACCUGCGGGCCCCGGCGACGCGGGAGGAUGUGGAGCGGUGCGUGGCGGCGGUGACGCAGGGCCAGCUCUCGGAGGCGAUCGGAAGGAGGGCGGCUGAGUGGAGGGAGGCGGCGACAAAGGCGGUGGCGGAGGGCGGGUCGUCGGACCGCCACAUCCAAGCCCUGGUGGACGAGAUAAGCAAGACCGCCAGCAGCGGGCGUGGGCACGUCAACCCCACGGUUUGAGCUCUAUCCGAUUGAUUGCAUGGUGCAAAAUAAAACACACUUAAAUCGCUCGCACAAUUAUUGUUGUUAUUAUGGAAUUUUACAUGCUUCGGGGAAUAAUGCAUACAUAUAUUAUGAACUAUAAUUAUCGAUUAA
Molecule: messenger RNA, 1710 nt
Organism: Musa acuminata AAA Group (dessert banana)
Lineage: Eukaryota; Viridiplantae; Streptophyta; Magnoliopsida; Zingiberales; Musaceae
Product: putative UDP-glucose glucosyltransferase
Exons: 1
Coding region: 115-1575 (486 amino acids)
Molecular function (GO): UDP-glycosyltransferase activity
Source: RefSeq, a predicted model, not a curated record